GUCCAGGAUCACAGCCCAGAGCAUCACGUGAGGGUCCGCCCCGGGAUGCUCUGCAGAGCAAAGUGGCUAAUUGAUGCCCCCCCCCCCACCCCAGGGACGGGAAAGCAGGCAGCUCCCUCCGGGCUGUCUGCACACAGGAAAUCUGAGAUGCAGAAUAUCUUAUAGCCUGGCCUGCCACCAUGGGUCAUGCGGCGGGCCCGAAAUAAACGCCCUGCUUCAAAGGAGAGCCCUUCAGAACAGCCUGGCAACACCACCGGAAGCUCUGGGCCAGGGACGAAGGCAAACUCAGGGAGCAUGUUCUGACUUAAGACACUCGUCAGCAAAUCCCUUCCAUGACCCCCGACCUGCUGCCUUGUCUCAGAGCGAACAGGUGUCUUUUCUGAGCCAAGAAGAGAUGGCUACAGAGAUCAGUGCCCCGGGAGGGUCGCGUGCCAUUGGGCAUGAGGAAUAUAGUCUCUAUGGCAGUUUUAGCGAGGAGGAGCUGAUUCAGAUGGCCAUUGAGCAGAGCCUGGCAGACAAGACGCGGGGCCCAGCUACCACGGAAGCCGAGGUGGCCACCCAUGCCAACCGCCCUCCUGCUCAUUUCUACCCAUGGACCAGGUCCCCCGCCCCACCUGCUGACAGCCGGAGCCACCCUGCCGCAGCUCCCCUGGGCCUGUUCCAAGGGGUCCUGCAGAAAUACAAGAACAGCAAGACCUCCCAGCUGGCGCCUGCGGACCCCGUGCUGAAGGCCAUUAAGGAAGGCGACGAUGAGGCCUUGAGGGCCAUGAUCAAGGCAGGGCGCAACCUCGCUGAACCCAACUCCGAGGGCUGGUUGCCACUACAUGAGGCAGCCUACUAUGGCCAGCUGGCCUGCCUGAGGGCCCUGCAGCAAGCGUACCCGGGGGCCCUGGAUCAGCGGACUCUGCAGGAGGAAACUGCCCUUUACCUGGCGACAUGCAGGGGACACCUGGACUGUCUCCUCUGCUUGCUCCAAGCAGGAGCUGAGCCUGACAUCUCCAACAAGUCCCGAGAGACACCCCUCUACAAAGCCUGUGAACGUAAGAAUGUGGAGGCGGUGAGGAUUUUGGUGCAGUACCACGCCGACACCAACCACCGCUGCAACCGCGGCUGGACAGCGCUGCAUGAGUCGGUCUCCCGCAACGAUCUAGAGGUGAUGGAGAUCUUGGUAAGCGGAGGAGCCAAGGUGGAGGCCAAAAACGCCUAUGGCAUCACCCCACUGUUCGUGGCGGCGCAGGGCGGGCAGCUGGAAGCACUGAGGUUCCUGGCCAAAUAUGGUGCUGACAUCAACACACAAGCCAGUGACAGUGCCUCGGCCCUCUAUGAGGCCUGCAAGAACCAGCAUGAGGAGGUGGUGGCAUUUCUGCUGUCACAGGGUGCGGAUGCCAACAAGGCAGACAAGAAUGGCAUGCUGCCUCUGCACGUGGCCUCCAAGAAGGGCAGCGACAGGAUCGUGCAGAUGCUGCUGCCCGUGACGAGUCGCACGCGCGUGAAGCGCAGUGGCAUCAGUCCCCUGCACCUGGCGGCCGAGCGCAACCACGACGCGGUGCUGGAGGCGCUCCUGGGCGCGCGCUACGAUGUCAACGCACCGCUGGCCCCCGAGCGCGCUCGCCUCUACGAAGACCGGCGCAGCUCGGCGCUCUACUUCGCCGUGGUCAACAACAACCUGUACGCCACCGAGCUGCUGCUGCUGGCCGGGGCCGACCCCAACCGCGACGUCAUCAGCCCCUUGCUCGUGGCCAUCCGCCAGGGCUGCCUGCGCAGCGUCCGGCUGCUGCUGGACCAUGGUGCCGACAUCGACGCGCGCAUCGCCACGCACCCCACGGCCUUCCCCGCCACCAUCCUGUUCUCCAUGAAGUACCUGUCGCUGCUCAAGUUCCUCAUGGACUUGGGCUGCGACGGCGAGCCCUGCUUCUCCUGCCUCUACGGCAACGGCCCGCACCCGCCCGCCCCGCAGCGCCCCAAUAGGUUCAACGAAGCACCGGCCGAGGACAACAAGGCGCCCUGCGUGGUGCAGUUCUGCGAGAUCCUGUCGGCGCCGGAGCUGAGCCGUUGGGCCGGGCCCAUCAUUGACGUCCUGCUGGACUACGUGGGCAAUGUGCAGCUGUGCGCACGGCUCAAGGAGCACAUCGACAGCUACGAGGAUUGGGCGGUCAUCAGGGAGAAGGCAGAACCUCCGAGGCCUCUGGCUCACCUGUGCCGGCUUCGAGUGCGUAAGGCCAUGGGCAAGUACCGACUCAGUCUUCUGGACACACUGCCACUGCCUGGCCGGCUGAUCCGGUACCUGAAAUAUGAGGACAGGCAGUGAUAGGCUAACUGUCACCUCAUCUCAGGACAACUGGUCCCCAGCACAUGGCAGCUGGAGCAGAUAGGGCUGUGGGCUGCAGCCCUCAGCAGUUGGGUAGUGAAUGCUGUGACGGACUUCAGAGGACCUCAAAGCAGAGCCUG
Suncus etruscus (white-toothed pygmy shrew) is the source of this 2448-nucleotide messenger RNA. RefSeq names its product ankyrin repeat and SOCS box containing 2 (gene ASB2). Gene Ontology annotation, cellular component: nucleus. Bases 74 to 2308 code for a protein of 744 amino acids. The record is from RefSeq and is a predicted model, not a curated record. The transcript has 10 exons. Gene Ontology annotation, molecular function: RNA polymerase II-specific DNA-binding transcription factor binding. NCBI's taxonomy places the organism in Eukaryota, Metazoa, Chordata, Mammalia, Eulipotyphla, Soricidae. Gene Ontology annotation, biological process: intracellular signal transduction; regulation of transcription by RNA polymerase II.